GGAAAUAUUUAUGUUCAAAGAUGGAAAGAAAUAUUUAUUAGUAUUUAAUUUCUCUUUUGUUUCUUCGAACUUUUUCUCUUGCAUUUAUAUCAUUAAACAAUAUUUAUUGAGUUCAUCGAGGAGGCAGAUAUGAUGGAGCCGAUUGCAGAAGUGGUUUGCCUUUUAAAAGUGGACGUGCAUUGUGAUGAAUGUAAAUUGAGUUUGAUGAGAGUGCUCUCUUCAAUUUCGGAAUACUAUGGGUACCAAACAUGCCCUAGGGCACUCUCGGGAUAUGGCUAUAAUCAAGAAGUGAACAGUUACGGGGGAUAUCGGCCACCGCCAGCUCAAUAUGCGUCGUCCUCAUAUCCGCUGCGAAGGGCUGAUGAGUAUAUAGCAGUAGCAGAUCCUUCAGUACCUCUCUGCACUAUCAUGUGAUCUGCUGCUUAAUCUGCAGUUAUAUGUAUGUUGUAAGAUUCUUAAAGAAAUACUACUAUGGUUU
Molecule: messenger RNA, 478 nt
Organism: Cuscuta campestris
Lineage: Eukaryota; Viridiplantae; Streptophyta; Magnoliopsida; Solanales; Convolvulaceae
Source: the annotation of a GenBank genome assembly